AGUUGGGAGUGUUGUCUGGAAGUGUCCGGAGACUGAAGAUAUCCGGGCUGGGCGAGGAAGAACAUUCGGACAAGGGCAUCAAAAGCGCAUAGUGCAUCGAUAUUUGCCCGUGCACACGCCUGCCAAGAAUUGUGGGUGAGGGGUGAGCGCAGGUUUGGGCACGGUGCCCUCAGAGCGUGGAGCUUGUGUGCAGAAUAUAGUGAGAUCGGUUUCAGCUGUGCCCCCGGGCAGCACUUGUGGCUUUCCCCAAGUUCUAUCAGAGCCGCAGCCAUGCCUGUCUUCCACACCAAAACUAUAGAAAGUAUCCUGGAGCCGGUGGCCCAGCAGAUCUCCCACCUGGUCAUCAUGCAUGAAGAAGGGGAGGUGGACGGAAAGGCCAUACCAGAGCUGACCGCCCCUGUGGCCGCUGUGCAGUCAGCAGUCAGCAACUUGGUCAGGGUUGGCAAAGAGACGGUUCAGACAACUGAAGAUCAGAUUAUGAAAAGGGACAUGCCUCCUGCCUUCAUCAAAGUAGAAAAUGCCUGUGCCAAGCUGGUCCAAGCUGCUCAGAUGCUGCAUGCUGACCCAUACUCUGUCCCAGCUCGUGAUUAUCUCAUUGAUGGUUCCCGUGGAAUACUGUCAGGCACUUCAGACUUGCUCUUGACAUUUGAUGAAGCUGAGGUGAGGAAAAUCAUCAGGGUGUGCAAAGGUAUACUGGAAUAUCUGACUGUGGCAGAGGUAGUGGAAUGCAUGGAGGAUUUGGUUACUUACACCAAAAACCUGGGACCAGGAAUGACAAAGAUGGCAAAGAUGAUUGAUGAACGUCAGCAAGAGCUUACCCACCAGGAACAUCGUAUCAUGCUAGUGAAUUCUAUGAACACAGUUAAAGAUCUUCUGCCUGUUCUCAUUUCUGCUAUGAAGAUUUUUGUAACAACAAAGAAUUCCCGCAGUCAAGGUAUUGAGGAAGCAUUAAAAAACCGCAACUUUACAGUGGAGAAAAUGAGUGCAGAGAUAAAUGAAAUUAUACGGGUAUUGCAGCUUACUUCCUGGGAUGAAGAUGCCUGGGCUAGCAAGAAGGACACAGAAGCCAUGAAAAGAGCACUAGCACUAAUUGAUUCUAAAAUGAAUCAGGCAAAGGGUUGGUUGAGGGACCCUAAUGCUCCUCCAGGUGAUGCUGGAGAACAAGCUGUACGCCAGAUUAUAGAUGAGGCUGGGAAAGUUGGGGAGCUGUGUGCAGGGAAGGAGAGAAAGGAUAUCUUGGGAACCUGUAAGACUCUAGGCCAAAUAACUGAUCAAGUUGCCGAUCUGAGAGUAAGAGGGCAAGGGGCUACCCCUGUUGCAAUGCAGAAAGCACAGCAAGUAUCUCAAGGAUUAGAUCUCCUAACAGCUAAAGUAGAGAAUGCUGCUCGAAAAUUGGAAGCCCUAACAAACUCCAAACAGGCUAUUGGAAAGAGGAUUGAUGCUGCUCAGAGUUGGCUUGCAGAUCCCAAUGGGGGUCCAGAAGGAGAGGAGAACAUUCGAGCCAUUCUGGCUGAAGCUAAGAAGAUUGCUGAACUGUGUGAGGAUCCCAAAGACCGAGAGGACAUCCUACGUUCAUUGGGGGAGAUUGCAGCUCUUACUGCCAAGUUGUCUGACCUCCGUCAACAGGGAAAGGGUGACACCCCUGAAGCACGUGCCCUGGCUAAGCAAAUUGCAACUUCAUUGCAGAAUCUACAAACUAAAGUGAACCGUGCUGUAAGCAACAGCCAUCCAGUGAAAGCUGCAGUGAACAUGGAAGGGAAAGUAGAGCAAGCUCAGCGUUGGAUUGACAAUCCUUCAGUGGAUGACCGUGGUGUUGGUCAGGCUGCCAUUCGUGGUCUAGUAGCUGAAGGCAGGCGUCUAGGCAACUCAAUGAUGGGGCCCUUCCGCCUAGAGAUGUUGGCUAAAUGUGACCGUGUGGAACAACUGGCGGGGCAACUUGCUGAACUGGCUGCUCGUGGUGAAGGGGAUACGCCCCAUGCUCGUUCUGUAGCUGCUCAACUCCAGGAUGCAUUAAAGGAUCUGAAGUCGAAAAUGCAGGAGGCGAUGACUCAGGAGGUGUCUGAUGUUUUUAGUGAUACUACCACUCCUAUAAAACUCCUGGCUGUGGCUGCUACCUCCCCACUUGAUGCACCCAACAGAGAAGAGGUCUUUCAAGAGAGGGCUGCCAAUUUUGAAAACCAUGCAGCACGUUUGGGAGCCACUGCUGAGAAAGCAGCAGCUGUGGGAGCUGCUAAUAAAGCCACAGUGGAAGGCAUACAGGCAACGGUGAAGACAGCCAGGGAGCUAACACCACAGGUGGUUUCUGCAGCUCGCAUCCUAUUGUGUAAUCCGGGAAACCAAGCUGCCCAUGAGCACUUUGAAACCAUGAAAAACCAAUGGAUUGACAAUAUAGAAAAGAUGACAGGUCUGGUUGAUGAAGCCAUUGAUACAAGAUCCCUGUUGGAUGCAUCUGAGGAAGCCAUCAAAAAGGAUAUUGACAAAUGCAAGGUGGCUAUGGCUAAUAUGCAGCCGCAAAUGUUAGUUGCUGGAGCCACCAGUAUUGCCCGCCGUGCAAACCGCAUUUUAUUGGUAGCCAAACGAGAAGUGGAGAACUCUGAGGAUCCGAAAUUCCGUGAGGCUGUGAAAACGGCAUCAGAUGAGCUCACCAAAACUAUUUCUCCUAUGGUCUUAGAGGCCAAAGCUGUAGCUAGCAACAUCUCUGACCCAGCUUUACAGAAAAGCUUCCUAGACUCGGGUUACAGGAUUUUGGGAGCAGUCGCUAAGGUGAGGGAAGCAUUCCAACCACCGGAACCAGAAUUCCCCCCACCUCCACCUGAUUUGGAACAUCUGAGAUUGACUGAUGAAGCAGCACCGCCAAAGCCCCCACUUCCUGAGGGGGAGGUUCCACCUCCUAGACCACCACCACCUGAAGAGAAGGAUGAGGAGUUCCCUGAGCAGAAAGUGGGCGAGGUGGUAAAUCAGCCAAUGAUGGUGGCUGCUAGACAGCUUCAUGAUGAAGCUCGCAAGUGGUCCAGCAAGUCACCUGGAAGCCCUGCUCCCACUACUCUGCAGGGUAGAGAAGCCGUUGUGUCUGAGGUAGAGCAGGAACAUGAGGAAGAGGAGGAGGAGGAGGCGUCAGUGGAAUUUGCCCUUUCCUCUGACAUUGAAGAUGAUUAUGAGCCAGAGCUGCUAUUAGUGCCUGAGGGGCAGCCUGUAAACCAGCCAAUGCUGGCCGCAGCUCAGUCUUUGCAUCGGGAGGCUACAAAAUGGUCCAGUAAGGGCAAUGACAUAAUUGCAGCAGCUAAGCGCAUGGCUCUGCUCAUGGCAGAGAUGUCUCGACUUGUGAGAGGAGGCAGUGGGAACAAGAGAGCCCUAAUCCAGUGUGCCAAGGACAUUGCUAAAGCUUCAGAUGAGGUGACGAGGUUGGCAAAGGAAGUGGCUAAACUGUGCACAGAUAAGAGGAUCCGAACUAACUUGCUUCAGGUCUGUGAAAGGAUCCCAACCAUCAGCACUCAGCUGAAGAUCCUUAGUACAGUCAAGGCCACUAUGUUGGGAAGGACCAACAUCAGUGAUGAAGAGUCUGAACAGGCAACCGAAAUGCUUGUCCAUAAUGCACAAAACUUAAUGCAGUCGGUGAAAGAGACUGUGAGAGAGGCUGAAGCUGCAUCAAUCAAGAUCCGCACAGAAGCUGGAUUCACACUUCGUUGGGCCCGUAAAACCCCAUGGUACCAGUAAUCCUUCUACCUGGAAUCCAAUGUAACUACUCCGUAUUGUACAGAGCACACUAAUACUCUGUAAUUAUCCGGACUGAUGUGGAAUUCAAUAUCUAAAUGAGCCUCAAGAUGUUUUUUUUUACCAAGCAUCUAAGCUUUCUUGGGCUUCUCCAUCAGUAAAUUGCUUGUCACAAUUGUUUCAUGGACUUCCCUAUAGUGCAUUUCUUUACCACCGAGAUACCCAAUCAUACUGUUUGCACUGGGAGAGACCAGUCCAUGUGCAAUAUACUAGUUUACACAACUUGAAAGUAAUUUUACUUCCAAUUCACCUGCAUACAUACUCUGCCUUUAUAUUUUGCUGAGCACAGCCAGUAUAAUAAGUAAAACACUAAGCAACUUUUUUUUUAUUUCUUUUUUUAUACUUGUUAGCUCUUUAAAGGGGUUUUCUGAUAAUUAUUUUCAUCAAGUGCCUGCAGCAUAGCCCUGACACAGAAGAUUCAUGCCUAACCUGCUCCCUGUUGCUCUGAUCCUCCUUUUUGCCCAACGCUGUCUAUAUAUUCAUUCACUGCGCUGUUUACAUUCGGCGGGCAAUGACUGGCUUCACUGGUGAUGUGGCCACAUGCAGCAAGUCACUGCUGAAGCCAGUCAUUGGCUGGAGCAGUGCAUGUGACCAUGACAGGAAGAUGGGAGCAGGUAAUUAUGAAUCUUCUGUUUCAGGGCUAUGCUUCAGGCAUUGGAUAAAAUGUUUUACUGGAAAAUCCUUUUACGGACACAUAAUGAAUAUGACACCUACUGGUUGGAAGCCACGUGUUUGUCCAUCACUUUCAUAUUCAGGUUGGUGGUAGUUUAGUUUGGUUCAUUUGCCUAUACAAGGUGAUAUUGACAUUUACCUCUUUAAUACCAAGCAUGUAUGAUCGAUUGGAUACAUGCUUGACUGCUGUAUCUGCCAUCAUUUCAUUUCUGUAAUAGCAAUGCCUCCCUGUAUACACAGAUAAUUUUGGUCAUCAUCGUGAUUUUGUACUAAAUUGAAUUACCACAAAUGUCUUCCUUCAUUAAAAAUACUUCUUGA
This is a messenger RNA of Bufo gargarizans (Asiatic toad), 4761 nucleotides long. It is a transcript of the gene VCL, whose product is annotated as vinculin. NCBI's taxonomy places the organism in Eukaryota, Metazoa, Chordata, Amphibia, Anura, Bufonidae. The transcript is spliced from 23 exons. The coding region runs from base 271 to 3714 and encodes 1147 amino acids. The record is from RefSeq and is a predicted model, not a curated record. Gene Ontology annotation, molecular function: actin filament binding; structural molecule activity. Gene Ontology annotation, biological process: cell adhesion. Gene Ontology annotation, cellular component: actin cytoskeleton.